Messenger RNA from Tribolium madens (black flour beetle), 2125 nucleotides. Its product is annotated as insulin-like growth factor-binding protein complex acid labile subunit. The record is from RefSeq and is a predicted model, not a curated record. The coding region runs from base 70 to 2016 and encodes 648 amino acids. Gene Ontology annotation, cellular component: plasma membrane. Gene Ontology annotation, molecular function: protein binding. The transcript has 3 exons. NCBI's taxonomy places the organism in Eukaryota, Metazoa, Arthropoda, Insecta, Coleoptera, Tenebrionidae.
CGCGGGGGAGGACUUCCUGGACAGUAUCAAUUUAAAAUUCACUUCCAUUUUAAUAGUUGAUUCAGCAAAAUGUACUUAAUAAGUUUGUUUGUGUUAAUUAAUCCAAUUUUCAGUUUGGAAAUUUUGGAAAAGAAUGAAAACUGUCCCUUUUCGUGUACUUGCAAACUGGAGCAUUUGACCGAAACUGCCAUUUACCGUUUUAUGCAAAACAAUAAGAAAAAACAAAACUCACACGAAGUAAAUUCGGUUGAAUUCAAUGACGUGCUUUAUGACGAUAAUUUGGAGUCGGAAUUACUCGAUGACAAACCAAUUGUCCGUUCCGCAAUUUGUAUUUUACACACCGAGAUUGACCCCUUGGACCUAAUCACCAAACUCCCCUCCGACUUGGAGACUUUGACCCUGAUUCAAGGGUACAACACAGGAAGUAAAACAAUAAAAUUCAGUUAUUUAAGUAAAUUCAAAAACUUGCUCAGUUUGGAGUUACUCGGUCCCAAUUUACUUAACAAAAUGACAAACAGUAGUCUAAUUAGCGAAAUUAACUUACCCCUCCCCGAUUUGAAAUAUCUAAACCUUGAAAACAUCCAAAUCAAAAACUCGAAAAUACAAAUUCAAAAAUUCGUCAAAGAAUUCAACGACGUCCAAACCUUCGAAUAUGUGCAAAAAAUCGACACCAAUGGACAACACCCCCUCACUAUGGUCCAACAAGGGACCAACGAGGAAAUCCUCCCUUACGAAAAAUACAAACAACAAGAUGACGAAAACAAAAUUCCACUUUUUAUCGGAUUUAAAAAUUUGUUCUUGUUGAGAAUCACACAUUGCGAGCUUAAUAAUGUCCACUGGGCCAUGUUUGACGGUUUAAACAAUUUACAAUAUUUGAUUUUGGAUAAAAACAACCUCAGGUUUAUACCCCCAUUUGCCUUUUAUGGUACCCCAAAUUUAAAAACCUUAUCACUCGCACAUAACAAUUUACUCGACAUUCAAAUAACUGACUUGGCGGGGCUCCUGGAACUAGAAUAUUUGGAUUUGUCGUAUAAUAAUUUUUCACAGUUGUCAGAACUGUCACUCCCUCCAUUUCCCAAAUUAAAACUUGCUGAUUUUGGUAAUAACCCAAUUACGGUGAUUUUUCCCAACACUUUUGAGGUCAUGAACACAACAGACUCGCUCAUAAUUGGCAGCAAUGACGUCAAUUUGUCACUAAUGACAAACUCAUUUUUGGGGCUAAAUCUCCUCAAAGCUUUGACUUUAAACAACUUGAAAAUUAGACGACUUAAACGCGACUUAUUUGUCGGAAUGCCAAGUCUGAAUGAAUUAACUUUAACUGGGGACAUCACCGAGAUCGAGUUUGACACGUUUUUGGAUGUUUACAAGUUGAAAAAAUUGAUUUUGAGUAAUUGCAACGUAAAGAAUGUCUCAAUGGACGCGUUUAUCGGUUUAGAAAAUUUACAAGUUUUGGAUUUAUCGAAAAACCAAUUAGAACAUUUGCCACCGGCCGUUUUCGACCAAUUGCUAAACAUUAAAGAAAUUUAUUUAAACGAAAAUCAAUUAAUUAAAUUGCCUCGAGACAUUUUCGGGAAAAUUCACCCAAAAAUGAUUCGUUUGAACGAAAACCCCUGGCAUUGUUCCUGCGAAAUGAGCGAAUGGAAACCAAUGAUUAUCAACCGAAUCAAACAAAAAGUCAUAAAAUCGUGCGAUUUUACCCAAGACAAGGGCGUCGGAUGUCUUCAAGACAACCGAUUCACUUUUAAAUACGUUUACGAAAAUAAGGUAACCCCCAAGUGUGUCCACCCCAAACAAUACGUCAAUUGGAGCGUUUUUCACGCCAUGAGACGAUUAUUAAAAUGCCCGGAAUAUAAACCAAAAAUUAGAAAACACGAAAUCUUACGUCACAAAAUCCUCAAACAUGGCUCUCAUAAUGUAAGCAAUGACUUGAAUGUUUUACCACAAAUACCUCCGAAAUUGCGCAAAAUAAGGAAGCCGAAAAAACACUUCCAGAUGGACAACAAUAUUUUAAUUUGAGAUAAACAAUUUUAUCGCUGUUUAUUUAGAAAUAAACUUAUGUAACAUAUAAUCUUUUUCAUUUUAAUGUGCAUCAAGUAGGUUGUAGAAGUCUAAAUGCAUCUUUAUU